CUAUCCUGAUUGUUUUCACCCUGCAGUCGAACAUCUUUUGUUCAGAAAUACUGAGCAAACGACCAGGCUUCAAACGCGGCUCUGGGUCGCGCCUUCCACAUACAAAUAGCCGACCAUUCAGUCCCUUGUGCCUUCCCUCAGUACAACUUCGUCGCUUCGAAAUUUAUCAUUGAACACUUUGUUGUUCCACUUCUCUCUUCCAACGUUCUCAUCAACUCCGACCUUAAUCCUCAUCAUCAUAUCUUGGCCAUCGUCCGAAAUCAUGAAUCCAGGAUAUCGAAGCGCCCGUUCGCUGCCUCCGCAAAACGCCUGGUGUAGCAGAUGCCCUGGUUUCCGUCCCCUCGCCGCCUUCUCGAGGAGCCGCCAGCAAAGAGUCAAUAACCUGCUCGCUAGAGGCGCCAGGUUGGGAGACAAGUCUGUAACAUCCAUCCUUUUCUGCAACAGCUGUUCUGGUGGCCCCAAGCUGGAGCUCAAGUGCACCGGCUGCGACAAGACUCGUGGCAUUAACGAGUUCUCCUCGACCCAGAGGAACGUCCCCGACACUGCCAGAUGCCGUAAAUGCCAGGCUGAGAUCGAGAACAUCAAGGCUGGUCCACUGGAGCUUGAAGAAGAUGAGUCGGACAACGAGUACAUGGCCAAGAACAUGGGAAAGAAUGACCUCAGCUCUAUCGCCUCCGCCAUGGGUGGCGUCUCCCUGGCUCCCAGCAAUGGCUUCGAAGCUCUUCCUUCUUCCACCCGCAGCUCUCACAUCCCAACCAACAUCACGACUUCCGCCAGAUCUAGCACUCGCGCUUCGACUGCCACUACUUCCAGUAGGGCCAAGCUGCCUCUUGUGGAAAUCGGUGCAAGUGGCUUCGCCAAGGUCAAGGCUGGUCACCGCAAAGUUCUGGUUCCUGUUAUGAUGGACGAUGAUGUCGAGACCUUCGAAGACGGUGAAGACUGGGCAAUGUGAGGCCGCUGUACAUGACAUUACGAAGUCCAGAACAUAUGGGUUUCUGGCCACAAUGGUGGGCUGGUCAUGAGUGGCUGAGCAGACGCAUCACGUUACAUGAUCAACGUCAACUGGCUUAUGUGCAUAAUUAAAGAUGGAGGGCAAACUACAGACAUAGAAAGAACCAAAGUAUCCUUGCAAAGACAAGUAUGCAUCAACUUUAGAUCUCGUUCAUCCUCCC
Messenger RNA from Aureobasidium pullulans EXF-150, 1172 nucleotides. RefSeq lists its product as uncharacterized. The record is from RefSeq and is a predicted model, not a curated record. The transcript is spliced from 5 exons. NCBI's taxonomy places the organism in Eukaryota, Fungi, Ascomycota, Dothideomycetes, Dothideales, Saccotheciaceae. Bases 263 to 952 code for a protein of 229 amino acids.